AUGGGUGGCGGACUAUUCGGCGGAGGUUCAAGCCCGAUGCGAAGCGGUGGAGGUAAUGCGUAUCACAGAAACCUUGGAGGAAUUCACCAACAACGACCACACCAAACUGGGCACGGAUGGGGUAGUGGCACCAGUUGGGGUCGUCAACAAGUACGAAUACUUGUUUUGAGGUCAACUGGACUUGGGAUGCUUGGUGGAUUCGGUGGAGGACGUAAUAGAUUCUCUUCGCAUGGAAUUGGUUCACGAUCUCGUUCGAGUACCUUUAAAAACAUGAUUGUCGGUGCUGCGGCUGGAUAUCUUACUUAUCAAGCAGGAAGAGCUAUUAUCCGAUCAAUGGCUGGACCAAUGAUGUGGAACAAUCGUCCGUACUACUGGGGAUCGAAUUAUUAUCGUCCACAAAGGAUGCAAGAACACAUGUGCAGGAUGCCUAUUGAUCCAAGUGAUCCACAAUUUGGCAACAUCUAUGAACCGGUGGGUGUAAAACUUUUGAUUUGA
This is a messenger RNA of Strongylus vulgaris, 495 nucleotides long. NCBI's taxonomy places the organism in Eukaryota, Metazoa, Nematoda, Chromadorea, Rhabditida, Strongylidae. The record is from the annotation of a GenBank genome assembly.